Messenger RNA from Osmia lignaria (orchard mason bee), 14900 nucleotides. It is a transcript of the gene Dhc98D, whose product is annotated as Dynein heavy chain at 89D. Gene Ontology annotation, cellular component: dynein complex. Gene Ontology annotation, biological process: microtubule-based movement. The record is from RefSeq and is a predicted model, not a curated record. Gene Ontology annotation, molecular function: minus-end-directed microtubule motor activity; ATP hydrolysis activity; dynein light intermediate chain binding. NCBI's taxonomy places the organism in Eukaryota, Metazoa, Arthropoda, Insecta, Hymenoptera, Megachilidae.
UUGUAAUUCGUAGCCAAGUUUAAUCGAUUCUGAAUUUGAGGUGGUAGGUUAAAGUGCAAUCUUGCGAAAAUAAUUUUUCAAAGAAUACAAAAUAGUCACUCGAAUAGUAUUUUAAAUAUUAGAAGAAAAUGACUGAAACAGAGAAUGAAAAUACAAAAUCUGACACUGAGGGCGAUGAAGAUAACGAGCUCAAUGAUUUGGCGAUUCUAAGUAGACAUUCUGUGCUGCAAAUGGAUUCUAGACUAAUGUGGAUAAGAAACAAAGUGAUGAAGUUCUUGGGGAUAACUGGUCAGGACCUGAGUUUCUAUAAACUUUUAAACGCAAACAAUAGGCAUUUUGAGGAUAAAAUUCUUAAUUUUCUGAUACUCGAUCUAUACGGAGUGACGAAUAUCGAAAGAAAGGUGGUCUACUUUUAUGCAACUUACACUACAGAGAUUGUUCAGCAAGAGAUAGAUGUUUGGGAAAGAAAAAUGGAUUCGGAAUCAAAGAAAAUCAGAAAAAGUAGGAGAAAAAUAAAGAAGAGCAAACAGGAGCGAAAACUCGAUCCACUAGCUCUGCUGAAACAAUUAGAAAUGUCUUCGAUGACUAUUGAAUCUAGUAAAGAGUCAUCGUCCACUGCUGUCAGCGAAGUAAUCGAAAUUGGCGAUGAAGAAGAUAAAGAGGACGAGGGUGAAGACGAUGAAGAAGAAGGAGAAUAUCGUGUAGAGGAGGAAGAAGAACAAGAUGCGGAAGAAGAACGAGAAGGAGAAGAAGAACAGCAGGAAGGAGACGAUAAAUCUAAGGAAAUGGGUAGUGGAGAACCAUCAGUGUUUUCUUUAAAAAAAGAGGAAUCCAAGAGUUAUGAUUCUGUGAGCAUAAAUUUCGUGCCAUCCCCUGAAGAGGAGCACAAAUACAUUCGAACUAAAAAAAUGGUGGAAAAAGUAGAGAAAGUACCUGUUCUCCACAUAAUAUGCGGCGAAUUGGAUGGCAGUAGGAAUGAUUUACACGACGUCACCUUAUUUUAUUUUUUAAGAACAAAGGACGAGGGUGUACCGCCUUUUGAUUCGUACCAAGAAUGCGACGAAGAGAUAACGAAUUACUUGGUUGUCGGAUCUUUGCAAGGAAGAUUUUUGCUUUCGAUGAACAGAAUGCUUGCACAGGUGUUUAAACCACUGGUGGAACAUCAAUUUAGAGGACCGCAAUUUGCAGAAAUUCGGAAAGAACCUACAGACGAGGAGGAGAAUUUAACCGAUAUCCUUCAGGCCCGGAGUUCAAUUCUUAGAAGACCGUCAGAGUUUCGCAGUGUAUCCAUAGCGAUGUCUAAAAAGUUCGAGGUGAGCAGUGGUGAUGGUUUGGUAAAAGAAGCAGAGGAAAUGGAAGAAGAGAAACCAGCGGCGCAAAAGAAAAGUAGUAGAUUAAGAACCGAUUAUACAGUAUCUUCAACCUUCGAUCAACCAUCGAGCAAAACAGCAUCCGCCAUAAAAGACACAGAUGACGUGCGGCGUUCGAUUGAUCGAAGCAAAAACGAUAUCUUGUCAUAUCUGAAGAAACUGAUCACCAAAGUUGAAUGGACGAUAGACCGAAUCGAAGGAGAUCUUUUAUUGACGAUGCCAGAUAUUAUGGAAUUCCAUGAUCCAAAAGUUACAGACGAGAUGCUGGAGAAGAAUAAAGGAGUGAUCGAUCACUUUGAAGAGGUGGUAAUGUCUUGGGGUGGGCAUAUUCAAAAGGUUUUGGAAUCGUUUCACACUAAAGUGCCUGAAGAUAAAGGUCCCCUAGCAGAGAUUGAAUAUUGGCAAGACCGAGAAACGGGAUUGUUAAUGCUGGUGGAGCAAUUAAAAACCCCCAUAGCCAAAAGAAUUUUAGGACUAUUGAAUAGAGUGAUGUCGCCGAUUGCUUCGAAUUUCGAAUUCUUCUACAGUGAUUUGUGGAAGGACUAUACCGAAGCAAGGGACAAUAACAAUUUCCUGCAGACUAUUAUAAGACACUUCAAGCUGAUUGCUGAAUCGAGCUCCUUCAAAGCGAUCACCCAAGCCAUUCCAUCGUUGACCGAAGGAUUAAGAAUGAUAUGGAUAUUAUCUCGUUAUUAUGCCUCCGAAGACAAGAUGAUGGGUCUUUUGCAAAGGAUCUCCUGGGAGCUGUGUCAAAACGUCAUCAGAAAUCUGGCUACCAAAGAGCUGUUCAAACUGCCAUUGGAAGAGAUUAUCGAAAAGACAGCGGACGCCAGCACGAUGCUGAAGAGCUGGAAGUUGUCUUACUUGGAUUAUCGAAAAGAAAUCGAGGAUUCUGGGAAAGGGAAUCGUUGGGAGUUCGACCAGAAACAAUUGUUUCGUGAAACGGAAUACAUCGCAUCUGUCUGCGAUGGAUUGAACGAAAUCGCCAAUGUUCUUCAAGAUUUUUACAACAUCUUUGGACCUCACUUGAAAUCCAUCAUCAGCGACCCGGCUCAAAUCGACACCAUCAUUAAAAGGGUCGACAGGUUGAUUACGCCUAUCCUAGAAGCGGAUUUCAACAUCUUCGACGAGUACAAUCGCGACAAUUGGGAAGCGACGAUGAUCUGGUUCCUCGAGGAAGUCCAUUUCCUCGAGAACGAGGCGAAAUUCUUCAUCGACGAGUGUUUCAUGACGCUAAUUAGCGCUGAAGAUGGUCUGGAAGUGCUUCUCAAGUUCAAGAGCGUCAAGACCAGACAGACGAUUUAUCAGCAACUGUUGCGGAAGUUUGACGUCAUCAUGCAGCAGUUUAGCAAGGAGAUCAGCAUGGUCGAGGGCAUAUACAACAGAGGAAAACGAAGUCCACCACUGUUAACGUAUCACCCUCCGAUGGCUGGUGCCAUAUACUGGGUGAGGCAAUUAUUUCACCGAUUAAAAAUGCCGGCUCUGACCCUGCAAAGCAUUCCUGAGCUAAAGCACAGCGAACUGAAGUUACUGGCAUUCAGCCAGUACGUGGAGAUAGCCAAACAGAUGAAAAGUUUCGAAGAAUCAAAAUAUCGUACGUGGGCCGACAAAGCGCAAUUUGUAGUGAUGAAUACCAUGAAGAAGAGCAUCCUGAAGAUGGCACGCUCUGAGCCAGACAAAGGUUUGUUAAUGUUUCCUGGUGAAGAGAUCACGAAGAAUUUGAAUGCUAUUCAAAUGUCGAGGAAAACGAAGAGCAAACGUUAUGGCUCGACUGGAUCCACCCCUAUGGGCUCGGUUCAGAAAGGAGACGUGUUAUCGAAACCAAGCUUCGAAACGACUAGUUCGGUAGGCGGUGGCUCGAAACUCCUUCCAGCAAAGAAAUCAGACUCUCAAAAGGAUCAGAAAACGUCUGUAUCUUCGUCUAUGGAGAAACAAGGCCCUCAAGGGGCGAAGAUCACUUGGAUGGAAUUUAUGAGCGGUUCGAUUCUCGUCGAAUGCCAGCUUCGAUUCGAAGUGAACUUUGAGUGGGAGAUUUUUGAUAUUAUCCGUGAGGCCGAAUUGAUGGAACAGUUGGGCUUCGAAUUGGCCCCCAUAGUGAAAGAAGCUGGCAUUCAGAAAGAUAGAUUGAGAACUGACGUUCAAGCUACUGAAAGAGUGAUUACUCAGUACAAUCAGAUGAUUGAUAAAAUGGACAAAGCUGAUAUAUUGCUAUUAAAGGCGAAUUUAUUAGAUAUUGAGAAACAUAUUCAGCCUGGACUGACACGUUUCACUUGGAACUCGUUAAACAUACAAGAUUACAUAAACAAUUGUAAGAAAUUAUUAAGAGGUCUAAUUUCUAUCGUAGAUCAAGUGAGCCGUAUGAAAGACGACCUGAAUAAUAGAAUAAAUACCGAGCUUCAGACUUAUAAUUUAUUCAUUCUUCCUCCUGAAUUAUACGACUGCGAAUUGUUGCCUUGCAAAACGUACUUCGAGGAGAUACAGAAUCGAAGAACAGAAUUACUCACCGCGAUGAGAAAGGCCUAUCAAUCGACAAGUCCAACAUUGAUAAAAUUAGAAAAUUUAGUAUUGGGAACAUCCACAGGAAGCAACUCUGCCAUGCAACUUUUCUAUGAAAAAUAUGAGAAGAAAAUAUUCUCUUCGUUUAUAAUAUCUAUGACCAUGAAUCUGGUGCAUUUCAACAAAUCAUUGAUGUCGAAUAAACCACUGUUUCAAGUGGACGCUGUGCUAAUAUCUUCCGAGGUCGUUCUAAGACCAUCGCCUGGAGACAUUUACAACAUCAUUCUUCAGAAUGUGAAGAAUCUAUUGGAGUCGUUAAAAUUAUUCCCUAGAUGGAUGAAUGGGACUUGUCUGGAUUGUAAACCUCACAAACGAAACAAUAGUGAUCAGUACACAAGCAUUACUUUCUUCGAAGAUGUGAUGAGCAUUCAAAUAGUGAAUGAUAAUAUACUAACGAUUCAAGGGUCAGCGCACAGACUGACGUUAGAAUGUUGGCACUAUCUGAUAAGAUGGAGAAAAUACAGUAAUCUAUGGACUUUCGAUAAAAACUUGGCCGCGAAGAAGUUUGCAGCCACGGAACCAACGCUCUUUCACUACAACGAGAAGUUUACUUUCUACGACAACAUUCUCGACGAGGUGAACGAGAUGGAAACUCGUCAUGAUCUCUACUGCAUACGCCUGAAUCUGGAUCCCUUAUUAUCGGGGAUGAAGCAGCACGCCAACGAAUGGAAGCAAGUGCUAGGAACUUUCUUAUUAGAAGAGACGAUCAAAGGGAUGCACGAUUUGAAAUCGAUCAUUGAACAAUAUCGAAGCGAAGUUGAAAUCGUGAUCACAGGUUUAGAUCGUUUUACAUCGGUCAUGCAAGCGAUCUCUGACAUUAAAAAAACUGCGAUUCAAGCGGAAGUUCGUAUCAGUACGUAUCAGGAAACUUUUCGAACUUUUUACGGUCACCACAUACCUUAUCCCGAAGAAGACGAACAAAUGGCUCACAAAUUGCAACACGACUGGGAAUCGCUCUAUUUGGGCGCUCUCUAUAGAGCCUCCACUCUGGAAAGCACUUGUGAUAGAUUUUCAGAGAUGACUCAGCAACAGAUCAAUCAUUUCUUGGAAGAAUUAAAAGAAUUUGCUAAGGAUUUCGAGGAGAAUGGUCCUGGCAGUGUCGGAGAGAAUCUUGACUUUGGACUGGUCAAAAUGACGGAAUAUGGUGCGAAGAUUGCUCAACUAGAAGACAGACGCCAGAGUAUGAUCAAUUCGGAGUUGCUGUUUGAUCUUCCAGCGACCGAUUACUCGAGUUUCUUGAAAGUUAAAAAAGAUUACGAGGGCAUGGAAUUGUUGUACGAUUUAUACAAACAGCAAAGAAAUGCGAGGGAUGAUUGGUCUCAAACGUUAUGGGUGAACCUGAAUCCUCAACUGCUGAUCGACGGUAUGGAUCACUUCAUCAGAGAAUUCCGAAAAUUGUCGAAAUUCGUGAAGGAGCUUAGCAUCGGGCAAGCAUUAGAAUUGAACAUGAAGAGUUUCAAGAAUUCCGUACCGUUGUUUAUCGAAUUGAAAAACGAAGCGAUGCGCGAAAGACAUUGGAAAGAACUGAUGAAAAAAACUGGACAGUAUUUCGAUAUGGACCCCGACAGGUUCACCCUGCAAAAUAUGUUCGCGAUGGAGUUGGGAAAAUAUCAAGACAUUGCCAAGGAGAUUGUAAUGAACGCUGUGAAGGAGCUCGCCAUAGAAAGAGGGUUGAAAGAAUUAGCCGAAGUAUGGAAGAACAUGGAAUUCACGGUGGUGAAACAUAUGAAAGGCACCGAGGAUCGUGGAUUCAUUCUAGGACCAGUCGAGGAAUUGAAUCAAGUCCUAGAAGACAAUAUGAUGAACGUAAAUGGCAUGGCAGCCUCGCAGUUCAUCGGCCCUUUCUUGAACACCGUACAAAAAUGGGAGAUCACGAUGCACACGAUCGCUGAGAAUCUGGAAUUAUGGAUACAGCUCCAGAGAAAAUGGUUAUACCUCGAGGGUAUCUUCGUGGGUGGUGAUAUCAGAUUGCAAUUACCGGACGAGGCGAAGAAAUUCGAUGACAUAGAUAAAACGUUCAAGAAAGUAAUGGCGGACACCUCAAAGAGAUUAAACGUCCUCGACUGUUGCACAAUCAAUGGACGAAAGGAGGAAUUCGAAGCAAUGAUACACGGCCUCGACAAAUGCCAAAAAUCCCUGACAGAUUACUUGAACAGCAAAAGGGUAGUUUUCUCAAGAUUCACUUUCCUCAGCGACGACGAAUUGCUGACCAUCCUUGGAAGUGGUCAACCAACAGCCAUCCAGGAACACGUGGGGAAGAUGUUCGACAAUUUAGAGAAAUUUCGCUUCGAUUACAGCAACAGCGAUCGGGUGAUAACCACAGCGUUAAUUUCCUGCGAGGGAGAAGCUAUGGAGUUUCGAAACGCGGUUUUAGCCGAAGGGAAAAUCGAGGAAUGGAUGGGGGUUGCUCUCGAGGAGAUGAAGAAAUCGAAUCGAUAUCUGACGAAGAAAGCCGUCUACGAUUAUGGAAAGGUAAGGAGACCGAGGACAGAAUGGAUGUUCGAUUUCCAAGGGAUGAUGAUCCUCGCGGCUGAUCAGAUAUGGUGGACAGCAGAGGUGGAGAACGUGUUUGAGAAGAUUUCCAAGGGACAAAUGUACGCGAUGAAAGAGUAUCUCUCGCAACUGAAUAAUCAACUAAACGAAGUGGUGACGUUAAUGGGUGGAGAGACACUGACGAACAACGAUCGAAAGAAAUUCGACAUGGUAUUAACCCUGGAUGUUCACAUGCGAGACAUAAUCGAAGGUUUCGUUAGAGAUACCAUCAUGGAUCCUUCGGAAUUCGAAUGGGAAAGUCAAUUGAGGUUUUAUUGGCUUCGUGACCCGGACAAUGUAUGGAUCCACCAGUGCACCGGCACUUUCGAAUACGGUUACGAGUACAUGGGUCUUAAUGGCAGACUCGUUGUUACACCUCUAACGGAUAGGAUAUACCUAACGAUUACACAAGCCCUCUCGAUGCACCUUGGAGGUGCUCCCGCAGGGCCCGCCGGCACAGGGAAAACGGAGACCACGAAGGACCUGGCAAAAGCGUUAGGACUACUCUGCAUCGUGACGAAUUGCGGCGAAGGGAUGGACUACGUGGCUAUAGGGAAGACACUGAGCGGUCUGGCGCAAUGUGGUGCAUGGGGUUGUUUCGACGAAUUCAACCGAAUCGACAUCUCUGUACUUUCAGUUAUUUCUACCCAGUUACAAACCAUACGAUCAGCUCUGAUGGCGAACGCGAGCAGAUUCAUGUUCGAGGGUCAAGAUAUCGUGCUCGAUUCGAAAGUAGGUAUAUUCAUUACGAUGAAUCCCGGAUACGCGGGUCGAACGGAACUGCCGGAAUCGGUGAAGGCGCUCUUCAGGCCCGUCGUUUGCAUAGUCCCGGAUAACGAGCUGAUUUGUCAGAUAAAGUUGUUCAGUUCCGGCUUCUUGACCGCCAAAGUACUGGCCAAGAAGAUGACGGUCCUGUACAAUUUGGCUCGCGAACAGCUUAGCAAGCAGAAUCACUACGACUUCGGACUUAGAGCACUGAAAUCCGUGCUGAAUAUGGCCGGUCAACUGAAGAGAACUUCCGGCGAGCUACCGGAGAACGUGGUGCUCAUGAGAGCCCUCAGAGAUAUGAAUUUGCCGAAAUUCAUCUACGACGACGUGCCUCUAUUUUUGGGACUGAUCGCUGAUCUCUUUCCUGACCUCAAUUGUCCCAGAGUUCAUUAUCCUGAUUUUAACGAGGCUGUCAAUGCGGUGCUCGAAGAACAAAGAUACUCUGUGCUUUCUGAACAAGUGGACAAGGUUGUUCAAUUAUACGAAGUGAUGAUGACUAGACAUUCCACGAUGGUGGUUGGACCCACGGGGGGUGGGAAAACAGUGGUGAUCGAUACCCUGUGUAAAGCUCAGACUCGUCUGGAUAAACCGACCAAACUAUACACCCUGAAUCCAAAGGCAUGCACUGUGAACGAAUUGUACGGGGUACUGGAUCCAGUGACACGAGACUGGACGGAUGGACUUUUGAGUAAAAUCUUUCGAGAAGUUAAUAAACCUAUGGGCACUGGUAAAGACGAACGAAAAUAUAUUUUGUUCGACGGUGAUGUGGAUGCUUUAUGGAUCGAGAAUAUGAACUCCGUGAUGGACGAUAAUAAACUGCUUACUCUGGCGAAUCAAGAAAGGAUCAAGAUGCAAAAUCAUUGCAGUCUAUUAUUCGAAGUAGGGGACCUGCAGUACGCCUCACCGGCCACGGUAUCCAGAGCAGGAAUGGUCUACGUAGAUCCAAAGAACUUGGGUUAUCAUCCGUACAUGGAGAAAUGGAUGCGGGGCAAGAUCGAAUCGGAUAGAGAAUUGUUGAGUGGAAUGUACGAGAAAUACAUUGACGGGGCGAUCAAGCUCAUUAUAGAAGGAAUGCUUGGCCUGCAGGCGGUCACGCCGCUUAAGAUGAUCAUACCGCAAACCGGCUUAAACAUGGUAACUCAACUAUGUUACGUGUUCGACAGUCUUCUGGAGAUCUCAGACAAGGCAUCUCCCAUGAUUGAAAACGAAGGAGACGAAAUGACUGUGAUAGAGCCAUUGUUCGAUAGAAAGGAAAUUAUCGAAGCGAUGUACAUUCAAGCUUGUUAUUGGUCCCUGGGAGCAACUUUGGUUAUCAAUGAGAAACCACGUUUCGACGAAUACGUGAAAAAGACUGCUGGUUUUAUGCUGGUUCAAGAUACCGUCGAGAAACCAGCGACCAUACGGUACAUCCCCGUGACUGAGAGCACACUGUACGACUAUUACCUGGACUUAAACAAGAAUAUUUGGAUUCCAUGGCGAUUUUUGGUCCCCGAAUACGUUCACGACAGAGAGAAACAUUUUUCGGAAAUUUUAGUCCCAACCGUUGAUACUUCGAGAGCCAUAUGGUUCAUUCAAACCAUGAGCGAUCUCGACAGACCAGCACUUUUGGUCGGAGAAACGGGUACCUCGAAAACUGCGAUAAUCAAUGAAUUCCUUCGAAAUUUGAGUACAGAUAAAUACAAACAGCUUUUGAUCAAUUUCUCGUCGAGAACGAGUUCGAUGGACGUGCAGAGGAAUAUAGAAGCAGUUGUAGAGAAACGAACGAGAGAAAUUUAUGGUCCACCGCCUGGAAAAAAGUUGCUGCUAUUCAUCGACGACAUGAACAUGCCAUUGGUGGACACUUAUGGCACUCAGCAGCCGAUCGCUUUGCUGAAAUUCCUAUUCGAAAAAGGAGGAUUCUACGAUCGGGAAAAGGAUCUAUCGUUCAAGUACAUGAACGACAUGUGUUACCUGGCAGCAAUGGGGAAACCUGGCGGUGGUAGAAACGAAGUGGAUCCCCGAUUUAUUUCCAUGUUCUCUGUAUACAACGUCACCUUUCCCUCCGACGAAACUCUCGAUUAUAUUUACAGAAGUAUUUUAUCCGGACACUUGCAAAUAUUCUCGGAGGAAGUGCAAGCAAUCGCCGCUGACCUGGUGCAAAUCACGCUGAACCUCUAUCAGAUUAUCACGAAGGAACUGCUUCCAACGCCAAGCAAAUUUCACUACAUCUUCAACAUGAGAGAUUUGUCGAGGAUCACUGCAGGACUUCUGCAAAGUCAUCCCGAUUAUCUAUCGUCGGUAAAACAGAUCGUCAGGCUCUGGAGAAACGAGUUUACCAGGGUCAUAUGUGACCGUCUGAUCAGUAAAGAGGACAAAGAUCUGGUAGAUGGAUACAUAAAGGAAAAGAUCGAAGAGCGAUGGGAGGAAGAGGAUUCUGAGACGGUCGCCUAUGCCAUGAGGGAUCCUUUAUUGUUUGGUGAUUUUAGAAAUGCGAUUAACGAAGAUGAACCACGAUUUUACGAAGACUUGCUGGAUUACGAAGCUGUGUAUAAUUUAUUCUUCGAGAUUUUUGAAGACUACAACGAGAGGAAUGCGACAAUUCUGCACAUGGUCCUCUUCAACGAUGCGCUCGAUCACUUGACCAGAGUGCACCGUGCACUCAGGAUGCACCGGGGUCACGUGCUAGUGAUCGGUAUCGGGGGAAGUGGGAAGAGAUCGGUGAUAAACCUAGCCUCCUAUGCGGCUGGUUAUCGAACCUUCGAAAUUAGUUUAACGCGUGGUUACAACGAAGCCUCGUUUCGGGAGGACAUGAAGAAUCUUUACAAUAUGGUGGGCGUUAAUAAUCAGAAGAUAGUGUUCGUCUUCACUUCGUCUCAUAUCAUCAACGAAAGCUUUUUGGAGCUGGUGAACAAUAUGCUGAUGACCGGAGUGGUACCGUCUCUCUUCACCGACGAAGACAAGGAUGAAAUUGUAAACUCUUGCAGGAAUGCUGCGAAGGAGGCUGGUUUUGGUGUCACAAAGGAAAGCGUGUGGGCAUAUUUCGUGAAAACUAGCUUGGAAAACUUGCGUAUCGCUUUGUCCAUGAGUCCAUCCGGAGAUGCUCUUAGAACAAGGUGCCGUAAUUAUCCUGGUCUGGUGAACAGCACCACCAUAGACUGGAUAUUUCCAUGGCCUGAGCAGGCACUGGUAGCCGUGGCUAACGUUACUCUCAGAGAUAAUCCAAAUGUACCGCAAGACUAUACAGAACAGUUGGUUCAACACAUGGUGUACGUUCACAAGACCGUCCGUGAAUAUACAAUUGAUUUCCAGACGAAAUUGCGCAGAAGAAACUACGUAACACCGAAACAUUACCUAGAUUUCAUCAAUUCUUAUCUGAAUUUAUUAGUGGAGACGAAGGAUUAUAUAAAUUCCCAAUGUGAUCGUCUUUCUGGAGGUAUACAGAAAAUUGCCGAGGCUUCGGUGACGCUGAACGAUCUGAAUGAGAUUCUGGCGGUACAAAGGGUUAAAGUAGCGGAUCAAACGAAGAAUUGCGAGCAAUUAUUGACUUCCAUUGGUGAAAGCACGGAUAUUGCGAUGGAGAAGAAGAAACUGAGCGAGGAGAAGAGGAAGGAGAUAGAAGAUCAACAGAAGGUUAUUAAUAAAGAAGAAACGGAAGCGAAACAAGUGUUGGCCGAGGCUCAACCGGCCCUUGACGCUGCUAGGGCGGCUUUGAGCGAACUGGAGAAAGCGGAUAUUACCGAAAUAAGAUCUUUCGCAACUCCGCCUGAACCGGUGCAGAUAGUCUCGGAAUGCGUGGCAAUGUUACGAGGUGUGAAAGACAUAUCUUGGAAAGGUGCUAAAGGAAUGAUGAGCGAUCCCGCGUUCCUGAGGAUACUUCAAGAAAUGAACUGCGAUAAGAUCACUCUUAAGCAACAGCAAUCGGUUAAGGCUCACCUGAAGAAGACCACUAAACUGGAUCAAAUGGAGACGAUCAGUAAAGCUGGAUUCGGAUUGUACAAGUUUGUAAUCGCUGUGUUGGACUACUGUGCCGUUUACAGAGAGGUUAAACCGAAAAUAGAACGCGUAAAAGCGUUGGAAGCGGAAUCGGAACGCGCUCGAAAAGCCUUGGAAAGGGAAGAGCGUGAAUUGAAGAAGCUCGAGAAAGCGAUAUCCGAACUGAACGCAAAAUACGAGAAAGCGAUGGAGGAGAGACAAAAGCUGCAAGAGGAAACGGAUGUUCUUCAAAGACGCUUGAUAGCCGCUGAUAAAUUAAUCAACGGCUUAUCUUCGGAGAACGAACGGUGGAAGAAGGAAUUGGAAAACUUACACGAACAAAUUGUGAAGAUCGUCGGUGAUUGUGUCCUCUCGGCUGGAUUUCUUGCUUAUUGCGCUCCCUUCUCUUACGAGUAUCGAAAUAAAAUGCUCUACGAAGAUUGGAAGAACAGUGUAAUCGAGAAAAAGAUUCCUUUCACGGAGACUUUUCGAAUUGAGAGUCAAUUGAGCAACGACGUUCAAAUCAGCACCUGGACUUCCGAAGGUUUACCUCCCGAUGAAUUGUCCGUACAAAAUGGGAUCCUGACCACGAGAGCGUCAAGAUUCCCUCUGUGCAUCGACCCGCAGCAACAGGCAUUGAAUUGGAUAAAAAAGAAGGAACAAAAGAAGAACUUGAAAAUUUUAUCCUUCAUAGAUGCUGAUUUCUUAAAACAAGUGGAACUGGCGAUAAAAUACGGUCUACCAGUCUUGUUUCAAGACGUCGACGAGGUCGAUCCUGUUCUAGAUAAUGUUCUAUCAAAAAACAUCCAAGUGUCUGGAGGUAGAAUGUUUGUCCUCCUCGGUGAUAAGGAAGUAGAUUACGAUCCAAAGUUCCGGCUAUAUCUGACCACGAAGAUGUCCAAUCCCAUAUUCGAUCCUGCUUUAUACGCUAAGGCUACUAUCAUUAAUUAUAUGGUGACCAUAGGGGGUCUUGAAGACCAGCUAUUAUCAGUGGUCGUCCGAACAGAGAGGCCAGACAUCGAGGAACAACGCGAAAAUCUGAUCAUAGAAACCAGCGAGAACAAGAAUCUACUUCAACAAUUGGAGGACAGCUUGUUACUCGAAAUUGCCUCGAACAAAGGCAACAUGCUGGAUAACAUCGAGCUGGUGGAAACAUUGGAAAACACGAAAUCAAGUGCCUACGAGGUGAUGACAAAAUUGUAUCUGGGCGAGGUGACCGCCGCAGACGUGAACAAGCUUCGAGACGGUUAUCGACCAGUAGCUAAACGAGGAGCAAUAUUGUUCUUCGUUUUGGCGGACAUGGCGAUGGUGAAUUCCAUGUAUCAGUACUCUUUAAUCAGUUACGUGGAAGUAUUCAUUUAUUCGUUGAGAAAAGCGCUGCCUGACCCAACUCUUCAGCAACGCCUGAAGAACAUCAUUCCUAUGCUGACGAAGAACGUGUACGACUAUGGUUGCACAGGCAUCUUUGAGAGGCACAAAUUGCUCUUUUCUUUCCAAAUCUGUAUUAAAUUGGAACAGGAUCAGGAGAAGCUUACUCAAGGAGAGUUGGAUUUCUUCGUGAAGGGUAGUAUCGCGUUGGAGAAAGCGUCGAAAAUCAACCCCACCGACUGGUUACCAGCGACUGGAUGGGCGGAUGUACUUAAACUGAGCAAUGACUUUCCCGAUGUUUUUGGACAACUCCCUAACGAGCUGGAGGAACAACUUGAAGAGUGGCAGAAGUGGUACGACAGCGAUGCCCCAGAAUCCGAGAACUAUCCUCUGGAUUAUUCAUCGAAGUUGAAACCUUUUGAAAAACUGAUGUUGAUACGAUGUUUCCGUAUCGAUCGUGUUUAUCGAGGCAUCGUCAAUUACAUAAGCGAGAUCAUGGGAGAAGAAUUUAUUACUCCUCCGCAUAUAAGUUUCGAACUGAUCUUCGAACAAAGCACACCAACAAUGCCCAUUGUUUUCAUCCUGAGUCCUGGUUCGGAUCCAUCAUCGGAACUGAUGAAACUGGCGGAUGGGUACGGUUGCGGAGGAGGAAAAUUCAAGUACCUGUCUCUUGGACAAGGCCAGGAGAAGAUCGCAGUGGAGCUGUUAGAAAUAGCCGUGAACAGAGGACAGUGGUUGAUGUUUCAAAAUUGCCACUUGCUUUUGAGUUUCACCAGGGAACUGGAGAAGUUAUUGGAAAACGUUGGGAAACCCCAUCCUGAUUUUCGUCUCUGGUUAACCACCGAUCCAACGCCAAAUUUUCCAAUUGGAAUAUUACAACAAUCAUUGAAAGUGGUCACCGAACCACCAAGCGGAUUGAAACUGAACCUUGAGAACACCUAUCUGAAGAUGACACCCCAGCUGAUCGAAAGCUGUCCGCAUUCUGCCUACAAGCACUUGAUUUAUGUAUUGGCUUUCUAUCACGCCGUUGUUCAGGAGAGAAGACGAUACGACAAGAUUGGUUGGAAUAUAAAUUACGAUUUCAACGAGUCAGACUUCAAUGUUUGCACCACAAUUUUGAAUACCUAUCUAACCAAGGCAUUGUCGACGAAAGAGAUCAGGAUUCCUUGGAACAGCUUGAAAUAUUUAAUAGGGGAGGUGAUGUACGGCGGAAGAGUGAUAGACAAUUACGAUCGUCGAGUUUCCCAAACUUACAUGGACGAGUACUUCGGAGACUUUCUGUUCGACAAAUUUCAACCUUUCCACUUCUACCGCGACGAACGCGUGGACUACGUGAUACCACCGGAAGGAGAGUACGAUGAUUACCUGAAUUUCAUCAAGGAACUACCCUUGGUGAACACUCCAGAGGUUUUUGGACUCCAUCCAAACGCUGAAAUUGGGUACUUCACCUAUGCGGUGAAAGAAAUGUGGAGCAAUCUCAUAGAGUUGCAACCACAAACUGAAGUAAGUGGUACUGGAAUAAGCAAGGACGAGUUUAUCGACAAUAUGGCGAACGAAAUAUUAAACAAAGUCCCUACAGAAUUCGAUAUCAUUAAAAUAAAGAAAAAUUAUGGGAUUUCUGUCACUCCAACCAUUAUCGUACUUUUCCAAGAAUUGGAAAGAUUCAACAAGCUAAUUCGUACAAUGAAGAGAACUCUAACUCAACUAAGAAAGGCUGUUGCUGGAGAAAUCGGUAUGGAUACCACCCUGGAAAGUAUUUCUACAGCUGUGUACAAUGGUGUACUACCAAAACAGUGGGCCAAACUAGCACCAGAUACCAAGAAAACUCUUGCUGGAUGGAUGGAGCAUUUUGAGAAAAGAAUACAACAAUAUAAUAAUUGGGCGGGCACAAACGAGCCAAUAGUUCUCUGGUUAGCCGGUCUACACAUACCGGAAACGUACCUGGCAGCCCUUAUCCAAAUGUCCUGUCGCAGAAAUAAUUGGUCCCUCGAUCACUCUCUCAUGUACACAGCUGUAUCAAGAUAUACUAUACCGGAGAAGAUAGAAGACAGACCUGACGAGGGUUGUUACGUGAGUGGUUUGUAUCUGGAAGGUGCCAGAUGGGACCUUGAGGAACAAUGUCUGAAAAGGUCGCACCCAAAGAUCCUAGUUGAAGAAUUACCUGUACUUAUAGUAGUACCCGUCGAAGCUCACAGAAUCAGGCUUCAGAAUACUUUCAAAACACCGGUGUACACGACAUCCAAUCGAAGAAACGCGAUGGGAGUUGGUUUGGUGUUCGAAGCGAAUCUUGCUACCAAUGAACACAUAUCACACUGGGUGCUACAGGGAGUCUGCUUAAUAUUAAACACGGAUUGA